This is a messenger RNA of Aethalodelphis obliquidens (Pacific white-sided dolphin), 3024 nucleotides long. RefSeq names its product OTU domain-containing protein 7A. The transcript has 12 exons. Gene Ontology annotation, biological process: protein K48-linked deubiquitination; protein K63-linked deubiquitination; protein K11-linked deubiquitination. Gene Ontology annotation, cellular component: nucleus; cytoplasm. The coding region runs from base 1 to 2721 and encodes 906 amino acids. Gene Ontology annotation, molecular function: K63-linked polyubiquitin modification-dependent protein binding; cysteine-type deubiquitinase activity; zinc ion binding. The record is from RefSeq and is a predicted model, not a curated record. Lineage: Eukaryota; Metazoa; Chordata; Mammalia; Artiodactyla; Delphinidae.
AUGGUUUCUAGCCUGCUUCCAAACCCCACCUCAGCUGAGUGUUGGGCGGCCCUUCUACACGAUCCUAUGACUCUUGAUAUGGACGCAGUCCUGUCAGACUUUGUUCGGUCCACGGGGGCAGAACCUGGUCUGGCCAGAGACCUGCUGGAAGGCAAAAACUGGGACCUGACGGCCGCUCUGAGUGACUAUGAGCAGCUCCGACAGGUGCACACAGCCAACCUGCCGCCUGUGUUCAACGAGGGCAGGUGCCCCAAGCAGCCCGAGCGAGAGCACCCCCCACCUGCGCACACGGCCGAACGGCCCUGCCCGCCCAGGCAGGACGACAUCGCCCAAGAGAAGCGACUCUCGCGCGGGAUCUCCCACGCCAGCUCAGCCAUCGUGUCCCUGGCGCGGUCCCACGUGGCGAGCGAGUGCAGCAGCGAGCAGUUUCCACUGGAGAUGCCCAUCUACACGUUCCAGCUGCCGGACCUGAGCGUGUACAGCGAGGACUUCCGGAGCUUCGUGGAGCGAGACUUGAUCGAGCAGGCGACAAUGGUGGCUCUGGAGCAGGCGGGUCGCCUGAACUGGUGGUCCACCGUGUGCACGAGCUGUAAACGGCUUCUUCCUUUGGCCACGACAGGGGACGGGAACUGCCUUUUACACGCUGCCUCACUGGGCAUGUGGGGCUUUCACGACCGGGACCUGGUUUUGCGGAAAGCUCUCUACACCAUGAUGAGGACGGGGGCCGAGAGGGAGGCCCUGAAGCGAAGAUGGAGGUGGCAGCAGACGCAGCAGAACAAGGAGGAAGAGUGGGAGCGAGAGUGGACAGAGCUGCUGAAGCUGGCCUCCAGCGAGCCACGCACGCACAUCAGCAAGCACGGCGGCUCGGGCGGGGGCAUGGACAACGCCGAGGACCCUGUGUACGAGAGUCUGGAGGAGUUCCACGUUUUCGUCCUUGCCCACAUAUUAAGGAGGCCCAUCGUCGUUGUAGCAGAUACGAUGCUGAGGGACUCAGGCGGGGAAGCAUUUGCUCCAAUCCCCUUCGGAGGGAUUUACCUGCCCUUGGAGGUGCCUCCCAACAGAUGCCACUGCUCACCUCUGGUUCUUGCCUACGACCAAGCGCAUUUCUCUGCCCUUGUGUCCAUGGAGCAGAGAGACCAGCAGAGAGAACAAGCCGUGAUCCCCCUGACGGAUUCAGAGCACAAGCUGCUGCCUCUGCACUUUGCGGUGGACCCCGGGAAGGACUGGGAGUGGGGGAAAGACGACAAUGAUAACGCCCGGCUGGCCCACCUGAUCCUGUCGCUAGAAGCCAAGCUGAACCUUCUGCACAGCUACAUGAAUGUGACGUGGAUCCGGAUCCCCUCUGAGACCCGGGCCCCUCUGGCGCAGCCGGAGUCCCCGACGGCCUCGGCGGGGGAGGACGUGCAGUCCCUGCCCGACUCGCUGGACUCGGACCGCGACUCGGUGUGCAGCAACUCCAACAGCAAUAACGGCAAGAAUGGCAAGGACAAGGAGAAGGAGAAGCAGCGCAAGGACAAGGACAAGACCCGCGCGGACUCUGUGGCCAACAAGCUGGGCAGCUUCAGCAAGACGCUGGGCAUCAAGCUGAAGAAGAAUAUGGGCGGCCUGGGCGGCCUGGUGCACGGCAAGAUGAGCCGCGCCAACUCCGCCAACGGCAAGCACAGCGACCCGCCCGAGCGCGGCAAGGAGAAGAAGGCCAAGGCGCGCAAGGGCAGCAAGGAGGAGUCGGGCGCCUCGGCCAGCACGUCGCCCUCGGAGAAGACCACGCCGUCGCCCACGGACAAGACGGCGGGCGCGUCGCCGGCCGACAAGGGCGGCGGGCCCCGCGGCGAUGCCUGGAAGUACAGCACGGACGUGAAGCUGAGCCUCAACAUCCUGCGCGCCGCCAUGCAGGGCGAGCGCAAGUUCAUAUUCGCCGGCCUGCUGCUCACCAGCCACCGGCACCAGUUCCACGAGGAGAUGAUCGGCUAUUACCUGACCAGCGCGCAGGAGCGCUUCAGCGCCGAGCAGGAGCAGCGGCGCCGCGAUGCCGCCGCCGCCGCCGCCGCCGCCUCCACGGCCAAGCGGCCGCCGCGCAGGCCAGAGGCCGAGGGCGCGCCGGGCCCGGAGCGCGCCUCGCCGGGCCCGCCGGCCGGGCCUCCCACGCAGCUGGCGGCCUCCCCGGGCCCCGGCGGCGGCGCGCGACGCGCGGGUGCCAGCGGACCGGUCCCGGGCCGCAGCCCCCCGGCGCCGGGGCGCCAGAGCGUCAUCCACGUGCAGGCGGCGGGCGCGCGGGACGAGGCGUGCGCCCCGGCCGUGGGCGCGCUGCGGCCGUGCGCCACGUACCCGCAGCAGAACCGCUCGCUGUCGUCGCAGAGCUACAGCCCGGCUCGCGCCGCUGCCCUGCGCACCGUCAACACGGUCGAGUCGCUGGCGCGCGCCGUCCCAAUAACCCUGCCCGGCGCGGCGGGGGCGGCGGGCGCGGCCGAGCCCAAGUCGCAGACCUACACCAACGGCUUCGGCGCGGCGCGCGACGGCCUGGAGUUUGCCGACGCCGACGCGCCGGCCGCGCGAUCGAACGGUGAGGGCGGCCGGGGCGGCCCCGGCGCGGGGCCGGCGCAGCGGCGCUGCCAGCGCGAGAACUGCGCGUUCUACGGACGCGCAGAGACCGAGCACUACUGCUCGUACUGCUACCGCGAGGAGCUGCGGCGGCGGCGCGAGGCGCGCGCGGCCCGGCCCUGAGCGCGCGCCGCGGCCCCGCCGGCUGGGCUGUCCUCUCCACGCUGUUGGUGUCUCCUCCGCGCCCUGGUCCACCGGGAGGCCGGCGAUCCUCUGUCCGUGCUGUGUACGUGUUUGGUCAAACGUUCCUAAUGGUGCCUGAACCUACACUGACGCCACUCAGGUAGUAGACGGAUAGGAAACAAGUCAUACUGUUGGAAGUGGGUGUGCUAGCUAGCAUCUGCCUCGUACCUGUGGAAACUCAAUAGCCAUUGCAAGGGUAUUUUUGUUCUUCAAUAAGAGAAAUAAAGAAAUUUGCAGCCCUUU